Messenger RNA from Physcomitrium patens, 2542 nucleotides. RefSeq names its product phosphatidylinositol 3,4,5-trisphosphate 3-phosphatase and protein-tyrosine-phosphatase PTEN2A. Gene Ontology annotation, molecular function: phosphatidylinositol-3,4,5-trisphosphate 3-phosphatase activity. Gene Ontology annotation, cellular component: cytosol. Lineage: Eukaryota; Viridiplantae; Streptophyta; Bryopsida; Funariales; Funariaceae. The record is from RefSeq and is a predicted model, not a curated record. Gene Ontology annotation, biological process: dephosphorylation.
GGCCUUGACAUCGUCAGCACAACCUCCGAAACUCGAUUCGGUGAGCUCGCUCUCUUUCGUUCGUUGCAACAAAUUUGCUCCCAUUCUGUGCUCCAUUGUCUCCACUCUCGCAAGCUUGGAUCCAUGAUUCUCGAACGCGAUCCGGCCUCGAUUCCACCGUCGCCCUUCGCCUCAAAUUCCUGAAUUCGUUACUGCCGAGGCAGCCAGUACGAUGGCAGACAUAGCAGAAGCUGAGCCCUCUCCAGGGCUUCCUGCUGAUAAUGAGGCGCCUGUUCUACCUCGAGCUGCGUCUGAAUUGUCGAAAUCUGAUCAGCAGCCUCUUACAACUGGUUCCCCGAAAGUAAAUCAGCGAUCGUUUUCCUUCCCUUACGGUGGUUCUACGAAAGGCUCAGAAGAGGGCACAGCAAAAGCCAAUCAAGCCUCAGGGUUUUCCCAAUGGGCGAGAGGAUUUCGACUACCAUCAUCUUUGGGAUCAUCCUCUGGACCAGCUUCAGGUGGGGACGCUCCUAAAUCGUCACCAUUUAGCAUGCUCACGAAAGGAUUCGGGAAGCGUGUCCCUGCACAAGCUCCUGCAGUGAAUGUCACAGCCUCGAGUGAAACAGGCGAUGAUUCAGUGAAAAAUCCUGCACCAAUUGCUGGCGUACAAGAGGGUAAUGCAUUUGACAGGUUUACCAACGGUUUUCUCGACUCAUCCAGGAAUGCUGUGAGGACAGUUCAGCUGAAAGCCAGACAUUUGGUCUCUCAAAACAAGCGGAGGUACCAGGAAGGAGGAUUCGAUUUAGACAUGGCUUACAUUACUGAAAACAUUAUUGCCAUGGGAUUUCCUGCUGGAGAUAUGAGUUCUGGUCUUCUGGGUUAUGUGGAGGGGUUUUAUCGCAAUCACAUGGAGGAGGUCUUGAAGUUUUUUGAGACUCAUCAUAAGGGUAAAUACAAAGUGUAUAAUCUUUGUUCGGAGCGGCUCUAUGAUGCUUCUCUGUUUGGUGGAAAGGUGGCAUGUUUCCCCUUCGAUGAUCACAAUUGUCCUCCAUUACAAUUAGUGGCGGCCUUUUGCCAAAGUGCAUACUCAUGGCUGAAGGGCGAUCUUGAGAAUGUGGUUGUGGUUCAUUGCAAAGCGGGUAUGGCCCGCACGGGCCUCAUGAUCACUUGCCUUCUCAUGUAUCUAAAGUUUUUUCAAUCUGCAGAAGAGUCUAUUAACUACUACAACCAGAAACGUUGUGUGGAUGGCAAGGGCCUUGUUCUUCCAAGUCAGAUUCGAUAUGUGAAUUACUUCGAGCGUGUGUUGAAAGAGUUCAAGGGAGAGACCCCUCAAGGCAGGAAGUGCAUUUUGAGAGGUAUAAGGCUGCACAAAUGUCCUUAUUGGGUGCGGCCCGGCGUCACCAUUUCUGACCACAAUGGUGUGCUCUUUUCAAGCAAGAAACAUCCUCGGACUAAAGACUUGCUGUCAGAAGAUAUUUGGUUCAAUGCACCCAGAAAAGGCGUACUUGUUUUUGCUCUUCCUGGAGAGCGAUGUGUGGCAGAUAUUAAUGGAGACUUUAAAAUACAAUUCAGUGAUCGGCAUGGUGAUUUCUACUGCUGGUUGAACACCAAUAUGAUGGAAACGAGGCAGAUACUGGAAACUUCAGAUCUCGAUGGCUUUGAAAAGAGACGACUUCCAUCGCCAGGUCUUCAAGUUGAAGUUGUCAUUUUAGACCAUGAUGCACCUAUUCCAAGGAAGAAAGCAGCUGAAGGAACAGCAAUUCAAUCUACAACUGCUGCAAAAGAAGCGUCCACAGCUUCCAUCCUCCAAGUGAAUGCAAGCACAGAGGGAAGCAAUUCAUCACAACUUGUAGAUGGAUCGGAUGAUGCAAAAGGUAAUACUGUAUCAGGCAAUGAUUCCGGUGUACAAGAGGAUACCAAAGUGGCUGUUCCUGGGGAGAUCAGUGCUGGUGAUCAUCAAGGUGGAGACUCCUCGAAGGCUGCGAAGGCAAUUGAUGCUGAGAAAGUAGAAGGAUCUCUGGGUGAAGGGAAGACGACAGCUGGGGUGGGAUCUCAGAGCGACUCGAAAGAUACUGGGGUGCUCUCCAGGCAUGAUGCAAGUCCAAGAAGCGGAGCAGUUGCACCUAGUGAUUUCAAGGCUAUUGCUGCAGCUAGUGCUGCUGAUGCGUCAGUCUUCACAUUUGGUGAUGAUGACGACUAUGACAGUGAGGAGGAACUACAGUGAACGGUUGUAUCUCUUGCUUUCGGGUUAAUUUUUGGCAUGCAUCUGGAAUAUCCAACUACAGCAGAUCAAGUAUCGACGGUGAAGAGUAAUGCUUGCCUUGAAUUGGAUGGUAGUGGAUCAUGCUUUGAAGAGGCCUUCAAACCGAAUGUAGGCUAUUGAAGGUUGGCAGAAUUGUACAAUCAAGCACACUAGCAGAUAGUAAUUUUUGCUGAGAAGAUCAGACGUUUAUGGGUGAGGCAAACAGACUGGUCUUUCACUUCAGGUAUAUAUUAAAAGACAAACGCUGUCAGCUUGUUGAGCUGAGUGAAUUUUAACAGUUCCAAGUCUCAAAAUUCCACCCUG